Messenger RNA from Branchiostoma floridae (Florida lancelet), 1260 nucleotides. Its product is annotated as kelch domain-containing protein 8A-like. NCBI's taxonomy places the organism in Eukaryota, Metazoa, Chordata, Leptocardii, Amphioxiformes, Branchiostomatidae. The record is from RefSeq and is a predicted model, not a curated record. Gene Ontology annotation, molecular function: protein binding.
GAGCGCCACCUAGCGGUCUGUUGUAACAUACCAUAUCCGUCCACAGGAGGCGUCUACAAGCCGGAAGUGAAGACAGGCGCGAAAUUCCACAGCUGAUUCUUGCUGGUGCAUGUGGCUACAGCUCAAGUGCUCACGUACAUGGAAACCUGAAUAUCGCAGCUUUACUCUCGUACAUAAACCGCAGCGAGGACGUCAUUCGGAUCUUUCACACACCACUGUUACCAUGGCAACGGGAGGCCGAGUCCAAUUCCAGUGGGAAAAUUUCACCCCAAUGCCGACCAGUCGCUCCUUCUGUACCGCAGUAGAGGGAGGCGACUCAAAACUGUACGUGAUUGGUGGAUGCGAGGAAAAUGGAGUCCCCAUCGACGCGCUUGAAGCGUACGAUCCCGCUGCGAAAUCGUGGGAGAAGCUAGACGGCAUGCCGACCAAGAGGGCGGGGCCGGCGGCGGUGUCUGUUGGGCAGAAGAUCGUCGUUCUCGGCGGGGUGAGCGUGACACAAGCGCCGCUGGAUGCUGUCGAGGUGUUCGACAUCGUGGAGAGGAAAUGGACCCAGCUGAACCCACUCAUGGCUGCAGCCUUGGGAAUCGCUGCUGUCGCUCGAGAUGGUAAGGUGAUGGCAGUAGGAGGAAUGGGAGUGGACACGAACCCCCAGGACCAUCUGCGCAGUCUGGACAUCGAGAAUGACCGGUGGAAGGGCCUGGCUCCCAUGCCCACUGCCCGCUACGCUACCGGCAUCUUCCUAAGGAACGACAAACUUUACGUGCUGGGGGGCAGACAAGGAAAGGAGCCGUGUGCAGCGUUUGAAAUGUACGACAUCCUGUCCAACACGUGGACCAAGUUCCCGGACAUUCCCAGCAAGCGCGUGUUUCCGCAGUACGUGAUGUCGGCCAGCGUGAUCGUGAGUCUGGGAGGACUGUUCACUCAGGGCCAGGACAGGAGAUUCUCAGGAACAACGGAAACAUUCGACACAGAAAAAGGUGAGACAGGCAGGUGGGAGACACACAGACCCAUGAAGAACAAACGUGCCGACUUUGUGGCAGGAGUUCUCGGGGAGAAAGUUGUCAUCGCCGGAGGACUGUCUGUAGGUGGACCACAGACCUCUGUGGAAGGUUUUGACUUGGAGAGGAAGAAGUGGUUCAACCUGCCUAACCUCAACACACCUCUCUGCUCCUCUGCAUCUCUCCUGUAUCAGGGGCGCCUCCUGGCAGUUGGUGGCAUGUCUGCAGGCCCCACCAACAUUGUAGCAGCAUUAGGCAUCAA